This is a messenger RNA of Colletotrichum costaricense, 3450 nucleotides long. RefSeq names its product peptidase M16 inactive domain-containing protein. The record is from RefSeq and is a predicted model, not a curated record. Lineage: Eukaryota; Fungi; Ascomycota; Sordariomycetes; Glomerellales; Glomerellaceae. The transcript is spliced from 4 exons. Gene Ontology annotation, molecular function: metal ion binding. The coding region runs from base 1 to 3450 and encodes 1149 amino acids.
AUGUUGAAGAUUGGAGUCGGUCAAGUGGCGCUUGCCGUGGCCGUUGCGCUUCUGGCGGCUUGUCUUGUUCCCCAUCAUGGACACAUCUUAUCCAACAGAGCUGGGUAUGUCUCUUCUCGGACCGGAUGUCCUGGUGUUCACGGACGCAUGGCCCUUUGUCAUACGAACUACUGCAUCUAUCCGCUGUCUGGUUAUCUUCCCCUCCCGUUUCCAACAGCUAGUUCCUUUGACCAUCUUGUCAGAUCAUUUCAAAGCUUAUUCAAAGCAAAGACACACACCAUGUCGCCUGAGGAGCAACCCAAGCCGCAGCCGCGGUUCCGCAAGGUCCAGAGCUUCAAGACGGACUACGCCCCGUGCCAAAUCAGCCAGUAUGUCUCAGAGAGGAGCGGCAUGCAGGUGAUUGUGGCCGAUCGCAAGGGCCCCAAGACCAACGGCUACUUCACUCUCGCAACCGAGAUCUUUGACGACUCGGGCGCCCCUCACACUCUCGAGCAUCUGAUAUUUAUGGGCUCAAAGAACUACCGCUACAAGGGACUCCUCGACAAGCUGGCCUCCCGAGCCUACUCUGGGACGAACGCCUGGACUGCGACGGAUCACACCGCGUACACGCUCGAGAGCGCUGGCUGGGAAGGCUUCUCACAGAUCCUGCCAGUGUAUCUCGAGCAUGUCAUCGUGCCCGUCAUCACGGACGAGGCGUGCAUCACCGAGGUGCACCACAUUGACGGCGAGGGUAACGAUGCGGGUGUUGUCUACUCAGAGAUGCAGGCCGUGCAAUUCAAGAGCGCCGAAAUCAUGGAUCUACGCGCGCGCCGACUGCUGUACCCGGAGAACGUGGGCUUCCGCUACGAGACCGGAGGCAUGACGGAGGCCCUCCGGGUUUUGACCCCUGACCGCAUCCGCCAGUUCCACCGUGACAUGUACCAGCCCCGUAACCUCGCCGUGGUCAUCAUUGGCGAAGCGGACCACAACGAGCUGCUGCAGAUCCUGGACGAGUUCGAGGAGAGCAUCAAGGACGAUCUUCCGCCGCUGGAUUCCCCUUUCAAGAGACCUUGGAUCGACUCAGCACAGCCUCCAGCGCUUAAGGAGACCAUCAUCACCACAGCCGAGUUCCCUGAAGAGGACGAAUCCGUCGGCGAGAUCACUGUGGCUUUCUACGGCCCCAACUGCACCAACACCAUCGAGACGUCUGCGCUCAACGUCCUGCUGACCUAUCUUUGCGGCUCCUCUGUGUCGAUUCUCGAGAACGUCAUUGUCGAAAAGGAGGAGCUUGCCAGCUCCGUGUCCUACUGGUGGGAUGCCAGGCCCAACUCUGUGAUCUGGUUCCAGCCGACUGGCGUCGAAACGGAUAAGCUGGAAUUUGUCGAGAAGAGACUCGUCGACCUACUCAAGGAAGUGGCAUCGAAGCCUUUGGACAUGGCAUACCUGACCUCAUGCAUCCACCGCGAACGCCUUCAGGUCAAGUUUCAGGCCGAGGAGUCUGAGGGUUUCUACUCCAACAACAUUAUCACGGACUACCUUUUCGGCAAGCGUGACGGUUCGACGCUGAAGGACUUGCAGUCCCUGUCCGAGUACGAGGAGCUCGAGAAGUGGACCGACGCACAAUGGAGGGACUUUUUGCGCAAGUGGCUGUCCGAUGCUCCCCACGUCUCCAUCCUCGGCAAGCCGUCCCACGAGCUCGCAAAGAAGCAAAAGGCCGACGAGGAGGCGAGGCUCGCAAAGAGAAAGGAGGAGCUCGGCGCCGAGGGUCUGGCUGACCUCAAGAAGCGCCUCGAGGCUGCCAAGGCCAAGAACGAUGAGCCCAUCCCGGCCUCCGUGAUCGAUCAGUGGGCUGUCCCCGGCACCGAAUCGAUUCACUUCAUCGAGUCUGACACGGCGAGGUCUGGAAAGGCCAAGAGCCUCGGCCUCGUUGACAACGCGGCGCAAAAGGUCAUUGACGGCGCCAAGCAAGGAAAAGACCCCCUCUUCAUCCAGUUCGAGAGCGUGCCGACCAACUUUGUGCACCUGACGGUCUAUCUCGGGACAUCACAGGUACCGAUCGAGCUGAAGCCGUUGCUGCCCAUCUUCAACGACAACUUCUUCAACACUCCCAUCAUGCGCGAUGGAGAAAAGGUUGGCUUCGAACAGGUCGUCAUGGAGCUGGAGCAGGACACCAUUAGCUAUGGUCUGCGCUCGACACGAGACUACGGCGACCCCGACGGCGUCAUGAUCCAGUUCCAAAUCGAGCCCGCAAAGUACUCCACCGUCAUCAACUGGAUCCGCACCAUGAUGUUCGACAGCGUCUUCGACAUCCAGCGCCUCAAGGCGGGCGUCCAGAAGCACCUGGCCGACAUCCCCGAGCUGAAGCGUGACGGCAGAUCCAUGGCGUCCGAAAUCGACAUGUCCAUCCACAUGAAGAAGGAGUCCUACUCGGUCGCCAAGCGCGCACUCGUCAGAGCAAUCUACCUGCGCCGCCUCAAGAAGCUCAUCGCCUCCGACCCGGAAAAGGUCCUCUCCUGGUUCGAGCAGCUGCGCAAGUCCCUCUUCACCUCGAACAACGUGCGCAUCCUCGUCACCGCCGACGUCGCCCGCCUGCCCGAGCCCGUGGCCGCCUGGGACAUCCUCAGCACCCAACUCGGGGGCUCCGACGAGCUGCUCCCCAUCGUCAAGCCGCACACCCUGCUCACAAAGGAGGGCCAGAACCCGGGUACCGUCGGCGCCACCAUCGUGCCCAUGACCACGGCCGAGAGCUCCUACGGCGUCAGCACGGCCAAGGGCAUCACCUCCUUCGACGACCCCCGCCUCCCGGCCAUCAUGGUGGCUAUCGGCUACCUCGAGACCACCGAGGGCCCCCUCUGGAACUCGGUCCGCGGGCAAGGGUUGGCGUACGGCUCGUAUUUCGGCCGCGAGCUCGACACGGGCGUGAUCCAGUACAAGGUGUACCGCUCGCCGGACGCCAGCAAGGCCUUUUCCGUGUCGCGCGAGACGAUCCGCAAGAUCGCCGAGGGCGAGGUCGAGAUCGACCGCCACCUCAAGGAGGGCGCCAUCAGCCAGGUCGUCGUGCAGUUCGCCGACGAGCAGUCGACCAUGGCGUCGUCGGCGGCGCAGAACUUCAUGCUCGGCGUCGUGCGCAGCCUGCCGCUCGACUGGCACAAGAAGGUCAUGAGGGACGUCCGGGACGUGACGGACGAGCAGAUCAAGACGGUGCUCAAGGAGCUCGUCAUGCCUGUUUUCGAGCCGGGCAAGAGCAAUGUCGUUAUUACCUGCGCUCCGAUCCUGCAAGAGAACAUUGAAAAGGCGUUCAAGGAGAUGGGGUACAAGACGGAUGUCCAGCAACUCGCCUACUUCCACGACGACUACGGCCUCAAGGGCGACGAGGACGAGGAGGAGCUCGAGGAAGACGAGGAUGACGAGUCUGACGAUGACGAAGAGGAUGAUAGCGAGGGCGAAUACAGUGAUGAAGAGUCGGAUUGA